GUGUCUCUUUCUCCACUCCUUGCGGUGACGCAAGAGGUAAUUUAAACUUAAUGGAAGUCAACAACGGUAGAAGAAAUGUAGAGAUGAAAUCAGAACACAUCCCUGACUGGACUAAGCUGAAUUUGGAUUGUCUCUUCGAUAUUUUCUCAAGGCUGAGCAUACAACAAAGAUGUGUGGCACCAAUGUUGGUUUGCAAGACGUGGAUGAACGUGUGCAAAGACCCGUUUCUCAACUCGGUCUUCGAUCUUGAAGGUUGGUUUCUUUCUUCCACCGAAACGAGCAAUCGGUGGACUUCCAAAUUUUCUGAAAAGGUCGACUCAAUCCUCAUGUCUGUUGCUGAAUGGAGCGAGGGCGGUCUCAAAGUGAUCCGAGUGAGGCAUUGCACGGAUCAAUCUCUCUUGUACGUCGCUGAUAGAUGUCCUAAUCUUGAGGUACUUUGGGUUAAGCAUUGCCCAAAAGUUACAGAUGAAUCGAUGGGGAAGAUAGCCUUAAAGUGCCCUAAAAUCAUGGAACUUGAUAUAAGCAGCUCUUAUGCACUUACUCGUGAGUGUAUGGGAGUGUUUGGUAAGAACUGCAAGAAUCUUCAGAUUGUGAAAAAGAAUUAUGUGUAUCCAACCGAGGUCUCGAGGUUUGAGUCUCAUGAAAACUAUAUGGAGAAUCUAUCUAUCUUUACUUUGGGGAAUAUUGAUGCUUAUGUGAUUUCGAGAUACAUGCAACAUGUUAAGCACCUGGAACUUCGAUUCAGCACAAUGACUGAUAAAGGGUUUGCCUCUAUUUGUAAACAUUGUGUAAAUCUAGAGUAUCUAGACUUGUCCGGGUCUCCGAACUUGACGAUGGAUGGCGUUAUUAACGGUAUCUCGAUUUUGAAGAAUUUAAAGGAGAUCAAGAAGCCAAAUUCUACAGCUUUCUUUUUCAUUGACCUCUUAUAGUUUUGUGUUAAUACUAUUUUCUUGCCUUGGUUGAAUUUGAAAAUGUCAGUUAAAUUUUUCUUUUGGGGGUUCCUUUAUCUUUUCUUGUAAUUGGUUUCUAAUUUUACAGCAACACUAAACUAUUACAAAUUUAUCAAAUUUUGUAAGAAAAUGAUUGUGUUCUA
This is a messenger RNA of Arabidopsis lyrata subsp. lyrata, 1093 nucleotides long. Its product is annotated as putative F-box/LRR-repeat protein 19. The record is from RefSeq and is a predicted model, not a curated record. The transcript is spliced from 3 exons. Lineage: Eukaryota; Viridiplantae; Streptophyta; Magnoliopsida; Brassicales; Brassicaceae. Bases 51 to 929 code for a protein of 292 amino acids. Gene Ontology annotation, molecular function: protein binding.